Molecule: messenger RNA, 1239 nt
Organism: Fonsecaea nubica
Lineage: Eukaryota; Fungi; Ascomycota; Eurotiomycetes; Chaetothyriales; Herpotrichiellaceae
Exons: 1
Coding region: 1-1239 (412 amino acids)
Source: RefSeq, a predicted model, not a curated record
AUGGCGACAGCUAAACCCCCCUACGACCCGGUAAAGACCGUCGAAGGCAUGUUUAUGGGUUCCGUGACCCGCAUUGCCUAUGCCAUGAAAGACCCUUUGAACUACGCGCAGUCAACAAAAGCAGUGCUCGCCGAAACAGCCAAAAAAUUCCAGGACGCCUUGGAUGACUGUGAGGUUCAGAUCCUUGAUGCAAAAUGGUACCUUGAGCGUCAAUUGGCCCUGAACAAAGCCCGGCGUGAGGCCAAAGCAAGAGAAGAUAGUGCCGCAAGCGCGAAAAGGAAACGCGACGAGACUAGAGAAGCACAAGAGGCGGCGCAACCUGCAGACGGCGAAAAUGCCCCCAAGCGCAUAAAGACACAAGAGCCUGAGAGUCCGGUGCAAGCGCAGCCAAAGGCCCAACAACCUUCUCCGGCGCAGAAACCGGCUCCUCCUCCAGCUGUGACGGCAAAUACCAACACGGCGCAACCUCUUUCUUCGUCAGCAGAGAAGAACCCCACACCCAAACCACCCGAUAAACCCAAAGUCUCCGUGUCCACAGAUAUCAAGGCAUCGCAGCCAGCUGUCGUACCAGCUUCCAGACCUCAGGAGAAGCCUCCCGAGUCGGCGCAGCAACCCGAGAGUACAAUGACACAGACAACCACGGAGGAGUUUCCCAAGCCGACUCCGCAAGACACUCCGGCCGAGGCCAGCGAGGCUUUCAACUUCGAAUCAAUGUUUGGUGAGCCAUCAGCGGACAUGAUGGGCGGCAACAACAAUGACAUGAACUUUGACCUCGACAAUCUGGGCGAUGGGUUUGGCGCAGACCCUUCGCACCUCAAUAUACAACAAGACGCUUCACUGAGCUCCCUUCUACCUGGCCUCGAAUCAUAUGCGAAUCAAACGGGCGACGACUCCAACUUUGGCAUCACCGGAUCUACAGUCAAUGGACUACCUCUAGCCGCAAAUGUGGGCGCCACAGGUGGUAUGGGAGGUAUUGGAGGGCCCAUGGGUGCCGACAAUAACAUCAACAAUGCACAGAUCCAGCACCAGCCGCCAGCCGAUGUCAAUGUUAACGACUUUGGGCUCCCCGCAUUAGGUCCUAAUGAGUUUGAUGAUUUCCUGAACGCGAAUGCCAUGAACUUCGACGACAAUGUCGCGUUGGGCAAUGACGGUUUGACCGAUCUGGACAGCAUGGAUAACAUUGAUAACAUGGAGAAUAUGGAGAACAUGGAUUUUGAUUUUGAGAGUAUGUUCAAAUGA